This is a messenger RNA of Mytilus trossulus (common blue mussel), 556 nucleotides long. Its product is annotated as clumping factor A-like. Lineage: Eukaryota; Metazoa; Mollusca; Bivalvia; Mytilida; Mytilidae. The transcript is spliced from 2 exons. The record is from RefSeq and is a predicted model, not a curated record. The coding region runs from base 75 to 503 and encodes 142 amino acids.
ACAUGCAUUUUCAGGUAACAUCUACACGAGGACGUUACGAACACUUGUAACUUGUAAACAGCAAAUCUUUCACAAUGGGGAAGUUGGCUGUGAUAGGGAUUUUGACUUUAUUUAUAUUUUACAUUGUUGCAGGACGCCCAGUAACAGAUGUGCCAAACGGCGAAAACGAUAAUGAAAACGAUACUGAUAACGAUACUGAUACCGAUAGUGAAAAUGGAGAUGAUGUGACGUCAGAACAAACUGAAGGUGUACAGCCAACACAAUCAAAUAACGGUGUUCCAACAACAACAGAUACUAACGGUGAUCCGACAACAACAGAUACUAACGGUGAUCCGACAACUCAAUCAUAUAACGGUGCGCCGCCAACAAUAUCAAACAACGGAAGGCCUAUACCAAUAUCAAAUAACGGUGCACCGCCGCCAACAUCAGCAAAUUUAUACAGUCACCUAGUACAAUCAAAUAAAGUUGCACCAAGAGGAAGGAUGUUUAAACUUUACAAGUAAUAUUUUUUUUUCUAUAAAGCUAGCCGGGUUUUAUCUAAUAAAAGUGGAAAGUG